UUAAUGACGCACCUUCAGGGAUGACCGUUCGUAUUUUGUUCAAAACAAAUUUGUCCAAAGUCCACUUGGUAUCAUCCCAAAAUCUGAGAACAACGAUUGUGUAAAAAAUCAGACCGGCUAAUUCCACCGAGCUUGCAGUCAUGCCCUGGUGCAUAUGUUCCCAAACACAUGGAGCUAGCGUUCCACAUAUUCAUGGUUGAAUAUUUUUCGUCGGUACUAACCAAGUUCUGUAGGUAUGUAUGCAUGUAAAAUUAUAAUCUCUAAAGUCCAAUAAAGGGGUCUGACGUCUGGAUAUCUCUUCCAUAAACGUUGAACGAACUCAGUAGAAAAGAUUGUCGAUGACUCAGAUUAAACCGUUAUCACGAGACUAGCGUUGCCUCCACUGAUAUAAUGUUGAAUUUAUCGAAGUCACGAUUAUCCACAUUCAGUAUUGAUUCAGCAGCGGAACAGUUAAGUGGAUAGCACUCUACAUCGAACAUUUACGAAAUGAUCAGAAUAGGAGUGCAACUUGUAUCCAAAGGUGGCUGUAGUUUGGCCCAAAGCUCAAGAUGCCUCUCAAUUACAUCAACACAACUGAAAAAGACGCAGCCGCCGGCCAACAUGUCCUUCAUGGCAAACCUCUUCCGAGGAGAAAUUCAAACAUCGCAAGUGUUUCCCUACCCGGAAGCAGCCGAUCAAGAACAGAGAGAGUACAUUCAAUCAUUGGCAGAUCCCGUGCAUAGAUUUUUUGCUGAACGAUACGACGCGGCAGAAAGCGAAAAGCUGGGAGCUCCUUCAGAUGCCGUAACCGAAUUCCUCUGGGAAAUGGGGUGUUACGGCCUGAUGGCACCCGAGGAAUACGGCGGGCUGAACCUAACCAACACCGGUUAUGCAACCAUGGGCGAUGCAGUUGGGGCGGUGGAUCUAGGCCUAGCAGUGGUUCUCGGCGCUCAUCAAAGUAUCGGAUGGAAAGGUAUUUUACUCUAUGGGACCGAACAGCAGAAGCAAAAAUAUCUGCCGAUGGUCGUCAGCGGUAAAACGACUGCCGCUUUUGCCCUAACCGAACCUAGUUCCGGUUCAGAUGCCGGAUCCAUCAGAAGCAAAGCUGUCAAAAGCCCAUGUGGGAUGUUUUACACUCUGAAUGGGUCAAAGCUGUGGAUUACGGGAGGUGGAAUAGCAAAUGUGUUCACGGUCUUCGCUCAAACGGAAGUAACGGACACACGCACUGGACAAAAGAGAGAUAAGGUAACUGCGUUCAUUGUUGAACGUGACUUCGGUGGUUUAACGAGUGGACCUGCUGAAGACAAGAUGGGUAUCAGAUGUUCAAACACCACCGAAGUGUACUUUGACGAUGUGAAAAUUCCGGUGGAGAAUGUGCUCGGAGGAGAAGGCAAUGGAUUCAAAGUUGCAAUGAAUAUUCUGAACAAUGGAAGAUUCGGAAUGGCAGCCACUCUUGCGGGAACAAUGCGAGCGUGUAUAGCUAAGGCUACUGACCAUGCGAACUCCCGUGUACAGUUCGGCAAGAAAAUCAAAGAAUUUGGGAAUGUUCAGGAAAAAUUGGCUCGCAUGGCUAUGCUGCAAUAUGUAACACAAACAAUGGCUUAUAUGAUUGCUGGAAAUAUGGACAAAGGAUCGAAAGAUUACCACUUGGAAGCAGCAAUAUCCAAAGUAUUUUCUUCUGAAGCGGCAUGGCAUGUUUGUGAUGAAGCCAUUCAAAUUUUAGGCGGAAAUGGGUUCAUGAAAUCAACUGGACUUGAGAAAACGUUACGAGAUAUAAGAAUCUACAAGAUCUUCGAAGGAGCUAACGACGUGCUGCGGCUUUUCGUUGCGUUGACCGGAAUCCAGUAUGCAGGAUCACACUUAAAAGAGAUACAGAGGGCGUUCAAGAACCCAACGGCGAACUUGGGAUUGAUAUUCAAGGAAGGUUCACGCAGGGCAGCCCGUAGUAUGGGAGUCGGUGGGUCCGAUUUAAGCCAAUUUGUGGCAGCACCAUUGAAAGAUUCGGCAAAACAGUGCUCAGAAAGCAUAGAUAUGUUUGCGUUGGCUGUUGAAUCACUGCUUAUCAAGUACGGCAAGCGGAUCGUCGAUGAGCAGUUUUUGUUGACUCGUUUAGCUGAUAGCGCCAUCGAUAUCUAUGCUAUGGCCACUGUGCUGUCACGUGCAACACGGGCUUUGAACAUCAAUCUAACGUCUGCAGAGCAUGAAAUGCUGAUGGCAAAGGCUUGGUGUGUUGAGGCAAGCAACAGGGUCAACAACAAUCUGAAACGAGUUAACAAGCAUCUGCAUUUGGAAAAUUACAAAACAAUGUCUCUCAUUGCAAACAACAUCUGUGAGAACGGAGGCGUAUUGCAAAAACUUCCGCUAGAAAUAUAACGAGCAAUAAAUAAAAACUUAAUUAUUUGUUUA
Aedes albopictus (Asian tiger mosquito) is the source of this 2385-nucleotide messenger RNA. RefSeq names its product very long-chain specific acyl-CoA dehydrogenase, mitochondrial-like. The transcript has 4 exons. The record is from RefSeq and is a predicted model, not a curated record. The coding region runs from base 487 to 2352 and encodes 621 amino acids. Lineage: Eukaryota; Metazoa; Arthropoda; Insecta; Diptera; Culicidae. Gene Ontology annotation, molecular function: flavin adenine dinucleotide binding; very-long-chain fatty acyl-CoA dehydrogenase activity; fatty-acyl-CoA binding.